AGAGAGUGCGCAGGACUUUCGGAGCCCGCCUUCCUCGCCCAGCGCGGUCCUUGCGUCCUUCUUGCCGGGUGCUGCUUCCUGUCAGCUUCUAGUCGCCUGGGCUCCGAGCGCCGUUUCCUCCCGCGCGUCUGGUGCGCUGCAGGCGAGCGCCGGUGCCUGCAUCCUUGCAAGGCUCAUUUGCAGUCGCGGAUCCGAAUCAGGAGUUUCUAGAUCCCUGCUGCGUGGCCAGGCCCGGGGCUAGUGUGCACGAACCUGGGGGACCUCAUCUGAACGCAGAGGGCCCAGCAGAUCAACAACAGUGAAGCCUCACCGGCAGCGGGAGAUAAAUGCUUCCUUACUAUCUCAUGGGAGGCGGUUCAGGUUUCUUGUCGGCCUGUGGAGAAGCAUAGUAAAUAUUUGAACGAAUGGUGUUAGGGACCUGAGUACCAGUCCGGCCCUACCUCUUGGCUAAUGACCUCAAUUAGUUAGAAAGGGAAGAUAAAAGACUUUUUGAUUCAUGAAGAAUCUGCUCACUGAGAAGUGUAUAUCAAGCUACUGCCAAAUUUCCAUCAAAAGAGAAGUAAGCAGAGAAUGCAGAGGAAGGUGGACUCCAGAUAAAUCCCCAGAAGUGGAAUUGUGGAUUAUAUGGUCUUUUAAGGAUGGUGCAGUUAAGAAAACUUAUCUUCCAAAGAUACUGGCCAACCAGAAGUCUUCUGCCUUCUCUGGGAUGCGGAGUGAGAUACCCAGUGCCGGUCAUCCAGUUCAGUAUCAUGCCUCACAUGGUUGGACCCGAAGGAACCGGUUACAAGAGUUGCGUAUCAGAUGCGUGGCCAGAAAGUUCUUAUAUUUGUGGAUUCGAAUGACUUUUGGAAGAGUAUUUCCCUCUAAAGCCAGGUUUUACUGUGAGCAAAGAAUACUUCGGAAGGUCUUUGAAGAAUGGAAAGAAGAGUGGUGGGUUUUCCAGCGAGAGUGGAAACUCUGUGUUCGAGCAGACUGUCACUACAGAUAUUACUUGUACAACCUGAUGUUCCAGACCUGGAGGACCUAUGUGCAUCAGCAGCAGGAGAUGAGGGCCAAGUACAUUAGAGCCGAGAAGCAUGAUGCAAGGCAAAAGAUGUGGCAGGCCUGGAAGUCCUGGCUGAUCUACGUGGUUUUUCGUAGAACCAAACUUCAGAUGCAGACCACCGCCCUGGAGUUUAGGCAGCGGAGUAUUUUGUGGCUGUGGUGGAGCCAGUGGAGGCAGCAACUGGGACAGGUGCGUGUGGGCCAUGCCCUGCUUGCAUCAGCUGUGAAGCACAGGGCCCUGAGCCUCCAGCUGCAGACCUGGUCACGGUGGUGGGAACAGCUGCUACACGUCCAGAGGGAGAGACAGAAGAUGGUCUCCGCAGUGAAACACCGUGAGCACUGGGAAAAGUGGAAAUCCCUGAAGGCCUGGCUCAAAUACCUGAGGGUCCGCAGAGUGAAGAGACAAUGGAAUGAGAUGGCUGAGCGAUUCCACCGGGUCACUAUGCUCCAGACACACUUCUCUGAUUGGCAGUGGGCCUGGGAGCGGAAGGAGAGCUUGUACGCCCAGCAUGCCCGGGUGGAGGGGCUGGCCCGGAGGAUGGCUCUGCGGAGGGCCUUCACUCACUGGAAACACUAUGUGCUGCUGUAUGCCGAAGAAGUGGCCCAGUGGAAGGUGGCAGAAGAACACAGGAGGCGCAGCUUGCUGCACUUCUGUUUUCGAGCCCUAAAAGACAAUGUGACCCAUGCCCAUUUCCAGCAAAUAAGAAGGAAUCUCGCUCACCAGCAGUAUGACAUCACGCUGCUGCACAGGUUCUGGGACCUCUGGCAGACUCGGAUUGAGCAGAGAGAAGAGAGAGCGCAGCUCCCCUCACUGUGUGCUGCCUGGGACCGCUGCAGAAUAUCAUUGCUACGCAAGUGUAUCAGAUCGUGGUUACAGUAUACUCAGAAGAGGCGAUACAAGCAGCGGCUGCGGUCCAGAGCAGACAGUCACUUUGAGCAGAGAGUCCUGCCUGCAGCCUUCCACACAUGGAGAAGAUUCUGGCGUUGGCAGCAGCAGGAAAGUGUCCUCAAUGCGAGAGCAGCACGCUUUCACAGGGAGACGUUGGAAAAGCAAGUAUUUGCUAUUUGGUGGCAGAAGAUGUUUCAGCAUCGAGAAAACCGCUUGGCAGAGAGAAUGGCCAUCCUUCACUCAGAGCAGCAGCUCCUGCAGAGGUCCUGGUCCACGUGGCACCAGCAGGCAGCAGCACGUCACCGGGAGCGACAGUGGACAGCAGCGGCCUGGGCCCACCGCCGCCACCAUCAGCUCAGGAGGGCUUUCUGCAUCUGGAAGGACAGUGCCCGAGGCCUCAGAACAGAGAAGACCAGCCUGGUGCUGGCUGCAGAGUUCCACUCGGCUCGGAUCCUGCACUGGGCCUGGGGCAGGUGGAAGGAGGGCCUGGCCCUGCGCGCUGCCGAGCGGCGGAAGCUGACGCGCGCCCGCCUGCAUCACCGGCGCACCUUGCUGCGCGGGGCGCUGCGCACCUGGGCGACGUACCAGAGCCGCGUGCGGAGCGUCCUCCAGGAGGUGGCGGCCAGGGAGAGGCAGCACGGGAGGCGGCUGCUUCGGUGUGUGUUCCGUCGCUGGAGAGAGAACACCCUGGCCCGUGUGGCUGAAGCCCAGCAAACCUCCCGAGCAAGCGCUCACUACUGGCGAACCUUGUGUUCCAAGGUCCUGGUGCAGUGGCGGGAGGCUGCAUCCGUGCAGAUAUACUACCGACAACAGGAGGACUGUGCCAUCAAGGAGGCCCGGAAGGUGCUCGAUAAGGGUUGUCUCAGGACGUGGUUUUGGCGCUGGCGGGACCGAAGCCGGAGGGCGGCCGAGCAGAGAGCCCAGCUCAGGAGGGCGGCUGUGCAUCACGGCCGGCGGCGGCUGCUGCAGGCCAUGGCGCGGUGGAAGGCGCACCAUCUGGGCUGUGUCAGGAAGCGGCUCCUGCAGAGGCAGGGUGCCCAGCUCCUGGCCCAGACCCGCAGCCGGGCCUGCUUCUGCCAGUGGAAACAACAGCUGGCGAACAGGAGGCGCGAGCAGCAGGGCACAGCCCGGGCCCUGUGGUUCUGGUCCUUCUCACUACAGGCAAAGGUGUGGGCCGCGUGGCUGGGCUUUGUGCUGGAAAGGAGGAGAAAGAAGGCGCGUCAGGAGCAGGCCAUACAGGCCUACCACCGGCAGCUUCUCCAGGAGGGCGCCACGCGCCUCUUGCGGUUCACAGCUGGCAUGAAGGCCUUACGGCAGCAGCUGCAUGCCCAGCAGCAGGUGCAGGCGGCUCACAGUCUCCACCGUGCGGUCCAUCGCUGUGCCAUGCUCUGGAAACAGAAGGUUCUGGGCCAGGGCAGGGAGCCUCGGCCCCUCACAUGCACCAUGCCCAGCAGGAAAGUGACAUUUGACAGACCCCUUUCCACCUGUGUCGAGGCUGGGGCUGGGGAUGCCGCCCUGGAGACCAAGAAACCACAAGAUCCUCAUGGGCCCCGAGGAGCUUUGGGCAGCCUGUCCCUGGCUGCUGGGGACCCCUACCUCCUAGAGCUCAAUGCUGCCCGCUUGGCAAGAAAGCAACCUCGACGCCCACAUUUCCUGCUGGAGCCGGUGCCGAGCCAGAGGCCCCUGGGGUGUGGCACCCUCGGGGGGAAAGGGCCUGAGGCACCGAGGGCGUGCGACCCGGGUGUGGCCCAGCCUGCAGGCCCUGCCCUGAGGAGGCCUUUCCUGCCAGUGGCCUGGACAGCACCGGUCCCAAGCAGCGUCCUGCCCCAGCCCGGGGCCCUGCUGGGUCACCCUGGCCCGAAGCUGCCCCCCACGUUGAAUACAGGCCCAGAGCUGCUGCCCCCUUCGUCCUUCAUGCCAUGUGGGGAGCAAGCGCCUGCCAGGGCACCUGCACAGCCCACCACCCCUGGGCUCACAGCCCAGGCCUCGCCAUCCCCAGCCAGUGUCCCUCACUCCCGCCUGCUGCUUCCUGGGGACUUCACAGGCACCGGCAGGCGUGGCUCCGCAAGCGCGGGUGCGCAGCUGAAGCCUGUCAGCACCGAGGGUGCUCGGGCCACUCCCGAUGCCUGGGAUCCCUCCAUUCAGCCUUGGCCUAGCCGGGACCGUGGUCCAGAUCCAAGAGCUUGUUCUGUCACCAAGGGCCCCAUGGACCUGGAGGCAGAGCUGGAGGGCAUCCAGCAGCAACUGCAGGACUAUCAGACCAUGAAGCAGAACCUCUCGUCCUGUCAGCGGCAAGCAAGAAGCCUGCGCCGGUGGCUGGAGCUGAGCCACGAGGAGCCCAGGCCGGAGGACCAGGAAGCAGAGCGGCAGGUGCAGGAAGAACUACAGGAGGUGGAGCAGCAGAUUCAGCGGCUGGCCUCUGAGCUCCAGGCCCAACGCCAGCCCAUCAGCACCUGCAUCGCCCGCGUCCAAGCCCUGCGGCGGGCUCUGUGCUAGUCACUGCCCCAGGGAGGCCUCAGCCCACCUCCAGGAACAGAACGCAAGGCUGCAAUGAGUUUGAGUUUUAUUUUUUAUUUCAAAAUGUGGCAAUUAAAUGAAUUACUGGUCA
Callorhinus ursinus (northern fur seal) is the source of this 4541-nucleotide messenger RNA. It is a transcript of the gene SFI1, whose product is annotated as SFI1 centrin binding protein. Gene Ontology annotation, molecular function: phosphatase binding. NCBI's taxonomy places the organism in Eukaryota, Metazoa, Chordata, Mammalia, Carnivora, Otariidae. The record is from RefSeq and is a predicted model, not a curated record.